AUGUCAAACAGGUCGCCAAAAAUCCUCGCCAUACGGAUGCGUUCGUUGGCGACAGCCUUCAGCCGAAGCUACCACCGGGCCAGUGCUCUCCACCGUCCGACCGGACCACCGAAACUCUCGCCAUACGAUGUAAACUGUAUACUGCGAGGGAACGAACACACGCAAGAAUUUUUCGGCGGGUCCGUUAAAAGCUACGACUCGAAUCAGCUCGCCUCCAACUCGCCUAUUGAAGAUUCACGCAGCGAAGCGAGCUGCGUGCACACGUCCGGUUUGCUGGUGGGGAUAUUCGAUGGUCAUGGUGGGCCGGCCUGUUCGCAGGUGAUCAGCAAGCGGCUGAUGCGAUACAUUGCCGCCUCGCUCGUGCCACCGGACGAUCUGCGCCAGCAUAUGCUCGGCGGUGCGCAGAGCUUUUCCUUCCUGAGCUGCCAUAAUGAUAAGCUUGAGUUUGUGAGCGAAAUCAAGGAGCUGUACGAGAAAAGCUUCAACCAGUUCGCGAACGAACUCACAAACACUACGCUGGCCGGGUUUCAGAUGCAUCAAACGCUGGAGAAUGCUUUUAUCCGGUUGGAUCAAGACCUUUCGCGCGAGGCGAUCGAAAUGCCCAGCCUGCGGACGAUGUCAGUCGCAAUGAGCGGUGCGGUUGCACUCGUAGCACACAUCGACGGGCCACAUCUACAUGUUGCGUCCGUUGGUGAUUGUUCGGCCGUGCUCGGCACUGUCACCGAUACCGGUCAGUGGAUUGCGAAGAAGCUCACCAACGAACACAACUCCGACAACGUUGGCGAGGUUCGUCGCUUGCUCAGCGAACAUCCGGCCACGGAGCGAGAUACGGUGAUUCGUGGCGAACGCUUACUCGGUCAAUUAGCGCCGCUACGUGCGAUGGGUGAUUUUCGCUACAAGUGGACACGCGAACAGCUCGAACAGCUGGUCGUGCCACAGUUUGGGGAGCAAGUAAUAGCACCAUACUACCUCACGCCACCGUACCUGAGCGCGUGUCCAGAAAUAACGCAUCACAUCUUGACGCCCCGGGACAAGUUUCUCAUCAUCGCAAGUGAUGGGCUGUGGGAUACGAUGAGCGCCAUGCAGACGGUCCAUCUUGUCGGGGAGCAUAUGUACGGUAAGGCGUUCCUGCAGCCGCUCACCCUCCCGAAGCAGGAUAUUACGCUUGGGGAAAUUAGCCAAAUGUUGAGCACCCGAAAGGCGGGCCUGCAGAAGAAGCCGCUCGACCGUAAUGCGGCGACCCAUCUCAUCCGGAACGCGCUCGGUGGAACCGAGUACGGUGUGGAGCACUCGAAACUGUCGCACAUGCUAUCACUGCCGCAGGACAUCGUGAGGCUGUUCCGGGACGACAUUACCAUAACGGUCGUGUACUUCGACUCGGAAUAUCUCCGCAACUGUCCCACCUGA
This is a messenger RNA of Anopheles marshallii, 1407 nucleotides long. RefSeq names its product pyruvate dehydrogenase [acetyl-transferring]-phosphatase 1, mitochondrial (gene Pdp). Gene Ontology annotation, molecular function: cation binding; protein serine/threonine phosphatase activity. Gene Ontology annotation, biological process: protein dephosphorylation. The coding region runs from base 1 to 1407 and encodes 468 amino acids. NCBI's taxonomy places the organism in Eukaryota, Metazoa, Arthropoda, Insecta, Diptera, Culicidae. The transcript has 3 exons. The record is from RefSeq and is a predicted model, not a curated record.